Messenger RNA from Daldinia caldariorum, 760 nucleotides. RefSeq lists its product as uncharacterized. The record is from RefSeq and is a predicted model, not a curated record. The transcript has 2 exons. NCBI's taxonomy places the organism in Eukaryota, Fungi, Ascomycota, Sordariomycetes, Xylariales, Hypoxylaceae. The coding region runs from base 28 to 585 and encodes 185 amino acids.
GGUAGGUAUGUACGUGCCAGGAAUUCAAUGCACUCCAUAUAUUCCCAUGCCGCCCCUCCCCUCUUCCCCCCCUAUCAUACCUACCUACUAUCAAUCCAUCACGCUGUUGUUGUUUGUCGGUGCGACCCGAUGCAGUACGGUACGAUACCCUUUCUUUCCCCUUUCCUUUCUGCGCCGCAUCGCUUCCCCCCCUUACACAUAAUAUAUAUAUUUUUUUCUUAUAUGCCUACCUUAUAUACCUCCUAUAUAUUAUACCUGGUACCCAUACAUCGAGUAGCAACAGCUGGACCUAGCUCCAGCAAUCUUGGCCGUAGUCACACCACGGUCCCGAUGACAGAAAGCAGUCGUAAAUUCAUCUCAAUCCGACCACUACCUGGUUUAGGUAUUUCAAUAGCCAAUGCGCGCAAAUUCUUUUUUUUAUUCCUUCGCGCGGCGCCAAUGCUAUAUCACCUACCUUGGUACAAUAGGUAUCUCUCACCGCUUGACGUAUAUACCCAGACCGAUUACGUCCUUACUACACGAAAGACCGCCAGCUCCGAUGCCUCCUAUAUUCCCUUGCCGCCCUGUUUUCUCCUCGACAGAUAAAAGCUCUUCUAUUACGCACAAAACGGAAAUGUGUAACUAGAACUGGGACACAAAUGCAACAGAUUCACGAAAAAAACAAAAACAAACAAAAAAAAACCCGGUAGACCUAAAAUAGUAUAUGUUGUGCUUGUGCUUGUAUAUAUACAUAUUCCUAUAUCCUCCGCUCCCCUCCGCG